GGACGGGCGGACGGUGCACAAUGGCCCCUCCGGGCAGUGAGGGAACGUGGCCCUCAGGCAGGACCCACCGCAGCCACGCCCCGCAGCCGGCACCCCGGGGUCCAAGUGCAGCGCAGCCUCACGCAUCGUCGGGGGCUACAGUCUGACCCGGGGGACCUGCCCACGCCCCGCGCCCCGUGUCCCGAUGGGCCUGUGCUAUAGCUUGCGACCGCUGCUUUUCGGCAGCUCGGAGGAUGCCCCCUGCGCCGCCUCGGACCCGCGCUCGGAGGACGGGCAGCCCAGCGCCGUCCCAGCCCCAGUCCUGGUCCCAGCCCCGACUCCAGCGGGGACACUGCUCCGACGAGGCGCUGGCCGGAACCCCGCGAGCGCGCGGCCGGCAGUGGAGCUGCAGAGCCGGCGGCGACAAGAGCAGCUGCGCGCUGAGGAGCGAGAAGCCGCUAAGGAGGCGAGGAAAGUGAGCCGCGGCAUCGACCGCAUGCUGCGCGAGCAAAAGCGCGACCUGCAGCAGACGCACCGGCUCCUCCUGCUGGGGGCUGGUGAGUCCGGGAAAAGCACUAUCGUCAAACAGAUGAGGAUUCUGCACGUCAACGGCUUCAACCCCGAGGAAAAGAAGCAGAAAAUUCUGGACAUCAGGAAAAAUGUCAAAGAUGCUAUUGUGACAAUCGUUUCAGCAAUGAGUACUAUAAUACCUCCGGUUCCACUGGCCAAUCCUGAAAACCAGUUCCGGUCCGAUUAUAUCAAGAGCAUAGCCCCUAUCACCGACUUUGAAUAUUCCCAGGAAUUCUUUGAUCACGUGAAGAAGCUGUGGGACGAUGAGGGGGUGAAGGCCUGCUUUGAGAGAUCCAAUGAGUACCAGUUGAUCGACUGUGCACAAUAUUUCCUGGAAAGGAUCGACAGCGUCAGUCUGGUUGACUACACACCCACAGACCAGGACCUCCUCAGAUGCAGAGUGCUGACUUCAGGAAUCUUUGAGACACGAUUCCAAGUGGACAAAGUGAAUUUUCACAUGUUUGAUGUUGGCGGCCAGAGGGAUGAGAGAAGAAAAUGGAUCCAGUGCUUUAAUGAUGUCACCGCCAUCAUUUACGUGGCGGCCUGCAGUAGCUACAACAUGGUGAUCCGGGAGGACAACAACACCAACAGACUGAGGGAGUCACUGGACCUGUUUGAAAGCAUCUGGAAUAACAGGUGGUUGCGGACCAUUUCUAUCAUCUUGUUCUUGAACAAACAAGAUAUGCUGGCAGAAAAAGUCUUGGCAGGGAAAUCAAAAAUUGAAGACUAUUUCCCAGAGUAUGCCAAUUACACUGUCCCCGAAGAUGCAACACCGGAUGCGGGAGAAGAUCCCAAAGUUACGAGAGCCAAGUUCUUUAUCCGAGAUCUGUUUUUGAGGAUCAGCACAGCCACAGGUGAUGGCAAACAUUACUGCUACCCCCACUUCACCUGUGCCGUGGACACCGAGAACAUCCGCAGAGUGUUCAACGACUGUCGUGACAUCAUCCAGAGGAUGCACCUGAAGCAGUACGAACUCUUGUGAGGACUGCCUACCCCUCCUCCUCACUGCCGCCUCUCCUCCCUCUUGGCCACCCCAGGAGGCGGUGUAUCUCCCCAGCCUGCGUGUCUGUCCACCCCGAGCCAUGGUAGGGCGUAGUAAGUGUUUUAGUGUCACGGGGCUGUCACCUGUCCUGUCCUAGGUAUGCCUACGUGUGACCACCAAGCCUCUGGCUACCUCUGUCCCCCAGGUUUGGUUUCUGUAGCUUUUGUUUCUCACCGGACUGCACAGCCUCCCACCAGCAAUCUGUAUCACUGCAAAGCCACCAACUCCCACAUGGGUGAUACUGCAGUGACCCGUCUGAGUGGGAACCUAUCAAUUCUUUGUUUGAUUGUCGAUGGGCUGACUCAUCAAAGGCAGCGUGGUAAAUCAGAGAAAUACAUUGUUUCAAAUUAUCAAG
Molecule: messenger RNA, 1946 nt
Organism: Chionomys nivalis (European snow vole)
Lineage: Eukaryota; Metazoa; Chordata; Mammalia; Rodentia; Cricetidae
Gene: Gnal
Product: G protein subunit alpha L
Exons: 12
Coding region: 185-1531 (448 amino acids)
Biological process (GO): adenylate cyclase-modulating G protein-coupled receptor signaling pathway
Cellular component (GO): heterotrimeric G-protein complex
Molecular function (GO): G-protein beta/gamma-subunit complex binding; G protein-coupled receptor binding; GTPase activity
Source: RefSeq, a predicted model, not a curated record